AUGGCUUCCAAGUUCGGCUCAUCCACCGCUGUAAGCAGCUGCCUUUUUCUGGCGCUGCUGCUGGAGACCGUCGGCGCAGCAAGCCUUAGCUACAACGGCCUUGCUCAAACGCCUCAGAUGGGCUGGGACACAUACAAUGCCUAUGCCCUGGCAUAUAACGAGUCCACGAUCCUCACCAACGCCGAGCGGCUGGUGUCCCUCGGUUUCCGUGAUCUGGGCUACCGGGUCGUCAUCUUCGACGACGCCAUGACGGAGCUCAAUCGCAGCGCCAAUGGGACCUUGAUUGCAAACGCCGCCAAAUUCCCUUCGGGCUUACAGAGCAUCGCGAAUCAACUCCACGACUACGGCCUGUACUUUGGCGUAUACAGUAGUGCGGGCAAAUACACCUGUGGAGGAUACCCUGGAAGCCUAGGGUACGAGACUCAAGAUGCGGCAUGGUGGGCAAGCAUGGGUGCAGACUAUCUGAAAUACGACAACUGCUACAAUGAAGGCCUGUCGGGCACGCCGAAGCUGAGCCAAGAUCGGUAUGCCGCCAUGUCGAAUGCUUUGAACAGUACAGGACGGGAUUUCGUGUAUUCGCUGUGUAAUUGGGGAGACGACAAACCUUGGGAGUGGGCGUCCACCAUAGCCAACAGCGCCCGCAUCUCCGGCGACAUCCAGGACAGCUUCUCCAUGCCCACGACGUCGUGCCCAUGUGGCCCCGAUGAAUACUACUGCCAGCUUCCCGGCUAUGGCUGUUCGGUCAUGAAUAUCCUCGGCAAGGCGAGCUCCAUUCGCAGCAAAAACCAAGCGGGAUACUACAACGACCUCGACAUGCUUGAGGUAGGGAACGGCGGCAUGUCCUAUGACGAAUACAAAGUCCACUUCAGCAUGUGGGCCGCCAUCAAGUCUCCGUUGAUCAUGGGGAACAAACUCGACCAGCUUUCCCCCGAAGACUAUGCGAUCCUGACCAACCCGGCUGUGUUGGCCAUAUCGCAGGAUCCCAGCGUCAGUGCCGUUUCCAGGACAGUCACGCAACAGGUCGACGACAAGGACGCGUGGGGAUUCGGAGAGGUUCAAGUGUGGCAAGGAAGCCUGAGCAAUGGCGACCAGGUGGUCGCCUUUCUCAACGCGGGCAACAACUCCCGCACCAUGUCCUACAGCCUUGUCGACGUCUUUGGCGGCCUCCGCACAAACACUAAUGCCCAAAAGAGUUGGGAUCUGUUCGACGUCUGGGGCAACCACACGGUCAUGAGCACCGAGGUGGCAGCCCAGGUGUUGAACGGCACGCUUGCGGUGGGCAACGCCACGGGAUAUUACAAUGCCAGCGAGACAACUUGGGCCACGGGGCUGAACCAGAGCAACCCCCUCUUGAUUGGCACGCCGGCUGGGACCGUCCAAGGGGGAGGGACGUUGCAGGCGGAGGUGCCGAGACAUGGGAUUCAGAUGUGGCGGCUGAGACAGGCUGGAGGAUCGGGCAAGAAGCGGGACGAGCUGUAA
Molecule: messenger RNA, 1479 nt
Organism: Cladophialophora immunda
Lineage: Eukaryota; Fungi; Ascomycota; Eurotiomycetes; Chaetothyriales; Herpotrichiellaceae
Exons: 4
Coding region: 1-1479 (492 amino acids)
Biological process (GO): carbohydrate metabolic process
Molecular function (GO): alpha-galactosidase activity
Source: RefSeq, a predicted model, not a curated record